AUGGCUUCGCCGCGCCCCGACGUGCGCCAAGCGCUGCGGGCGUCUUUGGGCUGGGAAUUUUCCUUCGCGUCCUCUGACCCAACGAGUGCUCGCUGCUUAGUGUCUCACCCGAAAGACGUUGGGAGAUUGGCCGAGUGGCUCGUGCGCGAGCUGCCCCCGCUGCAGCGGUCCUCGGAUCAAACCAGAGACUUGGAGACGCUAUUGGCGAGGGAAUUAGGCUUCGGGCAGUCUAAGCAGCUUAUCACGCGCGGGCUUUUCGAGAACCAAGCGACGCCUCAGAACGCCCACUUACCCAUGCUCAGAGGCGUGUACACCGAACAUGGGUCCACAACUUCAGUGUCCAACAGCACAUUCGCCGUGUUCGAGUACGACUCCCAGUCUCUGCAAGAUGUGCUCAAGUACCAUCGCUCUGUGCUGGAAGACGCGCUGGGGGACCUCAAGAAGCGCCUCGUACUCUUCCAAUUGUGUCGCGUGCUGGAGUUCCUGCAUGGGCGUGGCUUGGCCUGCGACGGCUUCUCGCCACGUGAUUUAUACCUCACCGACACCCUGUGGCUACAUCUAGCUGCCUUACCUCGUCGCUGGUGUACCGGAGACAUCAGUAACUUUGAGUAUCUCAUGGUGCUCAACACUGCAGCUGGACGACGCAUGGAGGACGGUGUGUUCCAUCCGUUUGUGCCCUGGGUCACAGACUUUAAAGGUGGCUGGAGAGAUCUGAGCAAGAGCAAGUUUCGACUCAACAAAGGGGACGCACAACUCGAUCGGACGUUCGCCAGUAGCGCGGUACCUCACCAUAUCACAGAGAGUUUAUCGGAGAUCACGUACUACAUCUACUCAGCUAGACGAACACCGAUGACGCUGCUACGUCGCGUGGUGCGUGGAGACUUUCAAGCUCGAGAGUAUCCAGCUACUAUGACGCGUAUGUACGAGUGGACACCGGAUGAGUGCAUCCCCGAGUUUUAUACAGACCCAGCAGUGUUCAAAUCGCUGCAUACAGACGACAUGGAAGACCUGCAGUUCCCCCAAUGGGGAGAGAGGGACGAUUUAGAUGCUGCAGUGGCUUUUGUACGCUGUCAUCGGGACAUGCUGGAGAGUGACGAGGUGUCGACGCAGCUUCACAAGUGGAUUGACUUGAAUUUUGGCGCUGCGUUGAGUGGAGAAGCUGCUAUCCGCGAGAAGAACGUCCCUCUUGUGGUCCACGCAGCGGGGAAGAGUCCUGGCUUCGUCCAGCUCUUCGACGUGCAGCAUCCGAGACGAGUGUAUCGUGUGAAGCAGCAGGAAGAGCAGAGCGAAUUGACUGAACCAGAUACGCCACGCUCGGUGCGACCUCAAGGCACUACGAAGGAGGUGAAUGCCAUGCUGUCCAGGGCGAUGCAAGUGGUGACAGACGCACAGAAAGACGGACUCUCCUUAUCGCCUUUGACGUUGAAUGGAGGAGGAAUGAACGUACUAGGACCUAGAGCAGGCGCGCAAGAAGUCGAAGUGUCGCGUUUCGGCCUUCUACAUAGUCAGAGUACGCGUAGCCAAGUUAUCAUGCGCAACUUAAAGCAACGUCGACGUGGUAACAAGCCGCGUGCUCGGUCCCAAGCAAAUGUGGCGGGAGCUGAUCCUCUGGUGUCUCCGCCGGCGUUUCGGUCCGGUGGUGGACGUGAAGCUGCGUCACCCCCAGCGCCACCAGGGACGGGAACUUCCAGCUUGGGAGCGUCAAGACUGGGGAAUCUCUUCCAUUCCGACUCAUCGAACCAGAACAACAGCAACAACAACAGUCUAGUCGCAGCUAACGGCUUAGAAACGUCGGCUAGUCCUCCGAACUCGAUGGACCCGUACAACAGUCGAAGCUUUACAGGAAGCAGCGGACCUAACGACCAUCUGCGUGUUCUCACGAUUACGACGCCGCAAGGUGUGAGUGGGAACGUCAAUGGCCUUGGCGGGUCAGCGGGGGAACGCAGAGAAGGAGGCUCCACUGCGCAUCACACUCGACACGCAUCUCUGGGCAGUGGGAGUCCGAAUACGGGCUCGCAUUUGCUACGUGAUCUAUGGCAGCAGCUACGUCAACCGGAGGAGGACGCGACAGGGAACCACGUUGGCGGACAUGGACAUCGACGCAGUGCGAGUGCUGGUCACGACUUUAUGUUGGCUCUGGGGGGCUCCGGAGAUAUGCAGAUCUCGGAUCUAGACGCGGUUACGGAUCCUGCGCCGGGUGUUGAUGUCUGUGGGUCACUGGAUGAUGUGGAUUUGAAGCUGCUGCAGCUUGGCUUAAGGAUUAUCCUCCCCGGUGCUGAUAAGGAGGAGAAAGUGGAGUCUGAAGCUCAGGAGACGUCAAGACUGGGGGAGGAAUCGUUUGCUGAUGAGGUAAUGGACCCGAUCUACCGCAUUCCUGAUGAGCUCUUGGCGUCCACUGGACAUUUGACUCCGUUCGAACGAGCACAGGCUGCUGACAUCUUCUCGGUGGGUUGUAUCGCGGCUGAACUGUACACGCACACGCCCGCUACUGAAGAUGACGGCUGGAUAGCGAGUAUUUUAGCAGCACAGUGCCGUCCUCCGUGUGGUCAACUGCCCUGGAACCACGCGGUGGCUGAACGUCUAGCAGAUCUACCGCUCAACUUGAAGAAAGCAGUGUUGGAUAUGCUGCAUCCAGACCCACGUGAGCGUCUGCGUCUGGUCUGUCAUAUCGAAGGUCUGGAGCCUCUUACAGUGCUGCGCAGUGCCGUUUUAACGCCUCGAGAUUGCGUGCUUUCGACCGAACCAACGGACUCGUUCCACGCUGCGCCGUCUGCGUUAUUCCCCAAGGAUUUAUUAGUCGUGUACAAGUUCUUAACGAAGCUUCACGGCAGUCCGGAGCAGGAUUGGCACGCGAGAUUCACGCCGGCCAGACAGCUGCUGUCGUCACUGUCCGGUCUGUCCGAGAUGCUGUUCAGAGUGGCGAUGCCCGAGCUCGUACGCUUCUUCCGAGCCAGCUCCCACACUGAGACGAUUCGAGCCGAACGCGUGACGGCUGCGGUGGUUUUCCUGCUCCCAGAGAUGGCGCGGCAGCUUGGUCGUGAGCGCGCGCGUGCUGAGUUGCUCCCUGACGUCGUGCGAGUGUACGAAUGCAGCGACCUCGGACGAUCUCCGCUCCUUCGUUGCUGUCUUGGAGCGCCCAGUGUGUUGCUGUCUAUGAUUCGAGCGUUUGGCGCUGCAGCAGUACUUGACAGUAUUGUACCGGUAAUACUGGAGUGGCUAGUGCCUCCUGUUGCUGCGGACUCAGAUCUGGAGCUGCGAUCGUCGUUGACGCCACUGUCCGUUCGCUCUCCGCCGUUGCCGCCGUUUGCGUUGGAGUCGGCGGCGCUCGUUGCUGUGACUUUCGGUGAACUGGCGUCUCCAGCGAUGCUGGGUCCGUCGUUGACAGCGAAAUAUCUCCUGCCCGCGUUGUUGAACCAGCUUGGACGUGUCAAAAGCCGAUGGUCGCAUCUCGCGGAGUCCAAGACCUUGCGACGUACAGACAAGAAAACCAACUUGGCGCCUGUUGUCCUUGAAGGAGACGUGGGCGCGUCGGAGUUCCACUUGACGUUCCUGUCCAAGACCAAGUUGUACGAAUCCCAUCACGUGGCAGACGCUGUGCUUCAAGUAUGUCGAGAACUGGGUGAGUAUCCAGUCGCCACAAUGCUGUUGCCACGGCUGUUUGAAGUGCUGCCAAAGCUUGUAACUCUGUCCGAGAAGAUCGGCGCUGUACGCAUCGAAGGCGUCCCGGAGGAACUCGGACGUGAGAUCUACGUGCUGUUACGUAUUCUACGCCACGUGGUCCGUACGCUAAACGACUCGGCGUCUCUGCAAGAUUUAUUGUCUCGACGUGCGCGUAGUAGCCUCAUGGACUUGCUGGCUCAAGCUUCUCCUCCGUUUCUGCAUCCUCGCGUCGCUACAGCGAAGAAAGUUCUGCGCAGUCUGAACUUUAUGAAGGACGCAGAUCAUCGCAAUCUGCGCGCGUUUACAGUCGUGGGACUGUCACGCACGAUCGUGGCGGUGUGUCAGAAGCUCGGUGCCGAAGCUACCGUGACCGACUCUACCGUGGUGAACGGUAUCAACCGGUUUCUCAAACGGUGCAGCGACGUCUACGCAGAGCUGGAGGUGUCAAAUUUCCAGUGGGAUCUCGCCAGCGAGUUGGUCAGCGAGUUGUGUGUCCCGCUGCGUACGCUUCUGGGUAAAGAGCUGUUCAACCGGAACUUUCCUAUUGUCGCGAAUAGCUCAGUACUCCAGCUGUUGCUACUACCACUUAGCAGCACUGCUGGCAUGGAUACCAGUGCGUUUAAAGGCUUCAGCAGUCGCGUGGCUAGCAGCGAUCAAAGAAACUUAAGUGCGUUGGACGAUCGACUAGCGCAGUCUCAAGUUCACGUCCGUCGUCGAAGUCCAUUGACAGAAGAAGCAGACGACGAAGAAGACGAGAGUGACAGUAACUCGGUUACGUUAGAGCAUGAAGACCCGCUGACGUAUCCGCCAGAGUUGUUACGCUUCGCUUAUCACGCUGUUCGCCUGCAUUCCGUACGUGCCACCAGCUUCCUGCGCGUACCUUCGACGCUUCUUGUUGGGUCGGGAAAGAAGGCGGCACAGUGGGAAACUGCGCUUAGUAAGGAGUUAUUGUUGCUGCAGGAAGCUCGUCGACAACGUAAGGUUAUCAGUGCAGCGUUGGCUCCAGAACGUGCCGGCGCUGACGCGAUUUGGCUGCGCUCUCGCGUCCGGCAGCCGUUCGAAUCUCGACGGGAAGAAGGAUAUCUAGGAUACGAAGGCGGCGGCGGAAUACUGGGCAGUUCAUGGGCUCUUAGCGCCGAGAUCCGACAAUCUAUCAAAGCUCACUCGAACUCGGUGCGGUGCGUAAGUGUGGACGCUGACGAAGAGCUGCUCUUGACUGGAAGUCGACAUGGAUCGUGUCGUGUGUGGAGACUAUCGGGUCAUCCCGUCCAAGCUCGAGCAGCUGCACCGACAGGAUUUACAGACAACCGCCCGAUCUUUGCAGUCGCUCGUACUGGUCGUGCUGGGUCUAAAGGACGGAGCGGAGCAGGCGAGACAGACGGCAUGGCAGCUGCAGCCUCGGCUUCGGGCGUCAUGCUCUGGGAUCUACGAACCAGUCAGAUGCGGAUGCGCUUACCGUUUUCAGUGAGUACUGAGCCUGCUGUGUCGAUGACUACAGCUACCGAUACAGUGGACGUGGCAGUGGCGACGCCAAGGCGUGUGGUGUGUGUGGAUGCACGUACCGGUCCGCGCGUCGUGGCCGAGUGGCAUGCAGACGCUGCUGGCGUUGGGUCCAGCUCGGUAUCUCAAGGUUUGAGCUUGACUACUGUGGCUUCGUUCGUGGAUGGGACGGCGUAUCUUGCGUUAGGGACGGCAAAUGGUCGAGUGGUGUUACUGGACUCAAGAACAGGUCGACAAGCUGCGCGAUGGCAGGCGUUGGAGGCGGGAGCGCGUGUGGUCCACUUGGUGCAGAUCUCGACGUCUCAAUUGCUGGUGGUUGGAGCAGAUAAAGAAGCGCGGGUGUGGCGUGUGAUGCUGCGAAAUCACGGACAUCCACAGCUCCGUAUGACGAUUACAGGCGUGCCCGAUGGCGUCUGUGCCUCCCAGAUCUCGGUCCAUUCAGCUGUGGAUACGACAGUGCUGUAUGUGGCGAGUAGCUCUCGUGUAUACUGUAUACAGUUGCCGUCGGAGCCUCGAGCGGUAGUGUUUAUCCAAGCACCCGUUACAGUGCGAAUGGAGUCGUGGCAGCUUACAGAACCGGGAGGUGCCAGUAAGAGCAGCAAGAGCCGCAUUGUGACUCACAGUGUGGCGGUGCUGCCAUUGCGUCAACUGCUACUGCUUGGCACGGAGGAUGGCUGCUUGAAGUGCGUAGUCUAGAUCAGAUAAAGAGUGUACGUAAAGG
Phytophthora infestans T30-4 is the source of this 5881-nucleotide messenger RNA. RefSeq lists its product as uncharacterized. Gene Ontology annotation, molecular function: protein binding. NCBI's taxonomy places the organism in Eukaryota, Oomycota, Peronosporomycetes, Peronosporales, Peronosporaceae. The transcript is spliced from 9 exons. The record is from RefSeq and is a predicted model, not a curated record. Bases 1 to 5856 code for a protein of 1951 amino acids.